Anopheles maculipalpis is the source of this 1020-nucleotide messenger RNA. It is a transcript of the gene Trax, whose product is annotated as translin-associated protein X. NCBI's taxonomy places the organism in Eukaryota, Metazoa, Arthropoda, Insecta, Diptera, Culicidae. The transcript has 2 exons. Gene Ontology annotation, molecular function: RNA endonuclease activity; RNA binding; sequence-specific DNA binding. The record is from RefSeq and is a predicted model, not a curated record. Gene Ontology annotation, cellular component: cytoplasm; nucleus. The coding region runs from base 1 to 966 and encodes 321 amino acids.
AUGAGUGCAUACCGUGGACAUAAGCGUCAGCAUUUCAGUAAAGCCGGUGGUCGUCGUGGAAGGGAUCAUGAAAAUGCAGCUGUAGAUGAGAACAACCCGGUCAUUCAGUGUUUCCGUGAGUACGCGGCGAUUCUAGACGCAAAACACGAUAAAUACGAACGCAUAGUGAAAAUCAGCCGCGACAUUACGAUCGAAUCGAAGCGGAUCAUCUUUCUGCUGCACACCAUUGAUUUUCGGAAGAACAAUUUGCAGAAAGUUUGUGGGGAGGCGAAGGAACGCCUGGAAGCUAUUUUUCGCAAUCAUUUUGUUAUCAUAGCAAAGGAACUGAAGGAUCAAGAUCCAUACCAGUAUGCCCGGGCGUAUACGAAUGGAAUGCAAGAGUUUAUUGAAGCUUACACAUUCUACGAAUACUGUAGUGGAAAAGAUAUUUCGAACUGGGAUGCUAUUCAAAAAAAGCUAAUAUACAAAAAAAGCCAAAAGGACGAACAAAGUGAUGCCGAAAGCAUCACAGAAAGGGACGAUACAAAUCCUUGUUCCGAUUCGCCGUUGGAGAACGCGAUAAUAGACACAACUACACCGCCCAAGAAAGAAAGCGAAACAUCGGAGAUGAUUUGUAUGCUGCACCCGCAGGACUUUGUGCUGGGCCUAGGUGAUCUUAGCGGCGAAAUUAUGCGAACGUGCGUCAACUCACUCGGUUCGGGAAAUUCUGAAAGUUGCUUCCAACACUGCCGCUUUAUGCAAGAGCUUUAUAAAGGUUUCUUGCGUGUAAAUGCGAUACGGAGUCGUGACUUUUCGCAUAAGAUGGUCACUUUACGGCAGAGUUUAUUGAAAAGUGAGAAUGUGUGCUACAACGUCACGGUGCGAGGCGGUGAAGCAGCCAAAUGGGGCACAACAGAUGACGUCUCCAAUGCGCUGUUCCAAGUACAGCUUUCAAAGGACGACGACGAUGAGGGCAUAUUUUUCUAAACUGCUGUUAGAACUGAAUCCAUAAUAAGGUAGGACAGUUAUUAUUUUCACUUG